Molecule: messenger RNA, 1287 nt
Organism: Pyricularia pennisetigena
Lineage: Eukaryota; Fungi; Ascomycota; Sordariomycetes; Magnaporthales; Pyriculariaceae
Exons: 3
Coding region: 1-1287 (428 amino acids)
Biological process (GO): carbohydrate catabolic process; fungal-type cell wall biogenesis
Molecular function (GO): mannan endo-1,6-alpha-mannosidase activity
Source: RefSeq, a predicted model, not a curated record
AUGGUCCAAUUCAUGAAGUCGGUUCGUGUAGCAGCCAUGGCAGUCAGCGCGGUGCCAAAGGAUUUGAAAAUCUCCGAGUCUGCUUCGGUUCAGGCUGUUGUCAAGACCAUCGCGGCGGACACCAUGUCAUAUUACAAGGGCUCGUCAACGGCAUAUGUUGACCUUGCUUCUCCUUAUUGGUGGUGGCAAUCCGGUGCCUUGUUUGGUGCCAUGAGCGAUUAUAGCCACUACACAGGGGACAAGAGCUAUGACCAAACCAUCGCAACGGCCCUACUUGCGCAAACCGGACCGAAAUAUGACUUCAUGAGCCCUGCACACGAGGGACAGAUGGGCAAUGACGAUCUUGGAUUCUGGGGCUUUGCUGUCAUGUCGGCAGCUGAGCGCAACCUCCCACAACCAGAAUCAAACGUUCCAUCGUGGCUGAAGAUGAGCGAAAACAUCCAUGCGUCACUGGCGAGCAGGUGGGAUACGUCUACUUGUGGAGGUGGUCUUCUGUGGCAGAUAUUUGCCAGUAACCCGAACGGCCUCAACUACAAGAACAGCGUCAGCAACGGAGCUUUCUUCCAACUGUCUGCCCGCCUGGCUCGCGCCACCGGCAACCAGACUUACAUGGACUGGGCAAACAAGAUCUUUGACUGGUCGACGGGCGUCGGCUUUAUAGAUGAGAACUUCCACGUCUUCGACGGCGCCGACAAGCGGGAAGACUGCAAAAAGGUCAACCCGGUGUCCUUCACCUACACCAACGGCAUCUACAUGUACGGCGCCGCCAUGCUGGCCAACAUUACAAGCGACACCAAAUGGAGUGAUCGCACCCGCAAGUUUGUCGAAGCCAGCAAGGCCUACUUUGGCCCGACCGCGAACGCCUCCAACAUCCUGUAUGAACCGGCCUGCGAGACCGGCGGCACCUGCAACGUCGACAUGAAGUCGCACAAGGGUCAACUGGCACGCUUCAUGUGGGCCUCGACCUUGAUGCAGCCCGCCAUCCGCCCCGCCGUCGAGUCGCUCCUCCUCCCGUCGGCCCAGGCCGCCGCCUCGACGUGCACGGGCGGCGCCACCGGCUCCCAGUGCAGCCACAGGUGGUGGACCGGCGCCUUUGACAACGAUACGGGCCUGGGCCAGGAGAUGUGCGCCCUAGAGACGAUCCAGGGCGUUCUGGCUGGCGCGGCUGCCCCGCCCCUCCGCGGCAACGACAUUAAGGACAUCCGAGUCCCCAAACAGACGAGCUCGUCUUCUGCGCCCAAGAGGCUUACGAGAGAUGAACGCCGCCUGGCGGCUCGCCGUGCUUGA